UGUGCGAAAGUGUGUGUGACCGGACAGAAAUACCGCUCAAAGCAUUUAUGCUCACUCGCCGGUGUUCAGUGCCAUGUUUGAACCGAGAUGGAAGAGAGUAAGAAGAACCACAUGGAGUUAUAUGACAUGGAGCCAGAUGUCUUCAAAGAGAUGAUGUGCUUCAUCUACACAGGUGAAGCCCCCAACCUGGACAAGAUGGCCGAUGACCUGCUGGCUGCAGCUGACAAGUAUGUUCUGGAGAGGCUGAAAGUGAUGUGCGAGGAUGCUCUGUGCACGAGUUUGAGUCUGGAGACGCAGAUACCCUCAUCCUCACCGCCUUGCAGCGCCGACCAGCUGAAGAUGCAGGCCGUGGACUUCAUCAACUGUCACGCAGCUGAUGCAAGGGAAACAUCCAGCUGGAAGUCCAUGAUGAUCUCUCACCCCCAUGUGGUAGCAGAGGCCUUUCACUCAACUCAGGGCCCUCUCUGGGACCCCCAAGAAACGUCUUAAACUGUCCUAGUGGUUGGAAAGACUCACCAUGCCAUGCUGUGUCCUUUUGAACCGGAAACCUCACUCUUAGUCGUCCUCUUUCUCCUACAGCAUCUGCAGACACCCAACACCUAAACCAAGAUCUUGGCUGGAUGUGGGUAAGGAGCUCCUCAACCUGGUGGCCACAAGAUUUACAGGACUGAAGCCACAGAGGAGGUACUGAACAUCUCUGUCGGUGGGGAUCAGGUGAAUUAUAUAAGAUCCAAGCCUGGCAUAUUCAAUAUAUCCUUUAUCUACCAUAUUGGAAGGCCAGAACCAUAAUCUGACAGUCAGUCACGUAAGGAGCUGAUCUUCUUUCUCAAAAGUCAAAGUUAAUGCUGAGUCCUGGCCAAAUAUGACAUCUUGUAUUGUGCUGAGUUUUUUAAACCCAAACUGUGCUGAGAAGGAUCAACAAGCCAGAAAGUGAAAGACUCUCAUUGUUCAGGAUUUAAACCAUGUUUUAACAAAGUACUACUCUUUUUUUAGAGCACUCUGUUUAAAUGAAGGAACAUUUUUGUACUCUCCUUUUUUAACACAAAACAUUCCCUUUGACUGAUCCUAUUAAAUAUGGAUGUUUUUCA
Messenger RNA from Trematomus bernacchii (emerald rockcod), 1088 nucleotides. It is a transcript of the gene spop, whose product is annotated as speckle type BTB/POZ protein. Gene Ontology annotation, biological process: proteasome-mediated ubiquitin-dependent protein catabolic process; regulation of proteolysis. Gene Ontology annotation, cellular component: cytoplasm; nucleus. The record is from RefSeq and is a predicted model, not a curated record. Gene Ontology annotation, molecular function: ubiquitin protein ligase binding. Lineage: Eukaryota; Metazoa; Chordata; Actinopteri; Perciformes; Nototheniidae.